Messenger RNA from Rotaria sp. Silwood1, 987 nucleotides. The record is from the annotation of a GenBank genome assembly. NCBI's taxonomy places the organism in Eukaryota, Metazoa, Rotifera, Eurotatoria, Philodinida, Philodinidae.
AUGGGUUGUAAACAUUCAUCAUUACGAUCAAAUUCAUCAAAGAUAAAUAUUAAAAAUGAAGAAAAAAUUAUAUUAAAAAAUAAAAAAUUUAUUCAAGAAAAUAAUCAUGAAAAAUUAAAUGAUAUAAAAUUAUCUAGUAUAUCAAAUAAAAUAUCUUCUUUAUCAUUAAAUUUUGAACAAAUACUUAAUGAUCAUAGUAAAAAUUUAAUAAAAAGAUUUGAAUUUAAUUCAACUUGUCUUUUAUUUGAUGUUUCAUUAACACAUAUACUUUUACUUAAUAAUAAAAAACUUUAUUUAAUUAAUAUAAAUAUAAUGAAUAUUGAUACAUAUAUUUUAUUAAUUGAUAAUAUAAAUAUUCAAGAAAUAGUAUGGUCAAAACAAUUAAAUAAAUUUCUUAUUCUUACAACUGAUCAAUUAUAUCAAACAGAUAUUGAUCAAUUACAAUUAAUACCUAUUCAUCAAAUUCAGUUUAUUAAUGAAGGUCAUCGUAAAUCAUAUAUGACAGUUAAUGGAGAUGAUUUACUUAUUAAUCGUUCAUUUGGAUAUGAUCUACGUCGAUAUUCUCUUUUAAAUUUUAAUCUUCUACAAUCACCUCAUAUAUAUAAAAAUAUUAAAGAAAUAUGUAUAACUACAAUAAGAUUAAAUUCAAAUAAAAUUUUAGCUCUUGCUAUUUCAAUUAAUGAUAAACAAAUGAUUGAUUUAAUACAUUUAAAUACUAAUCAACUUAUUCAUCGAAUUAAAUUAGAUUUUAAUGAAAAUAUUUCAUAUCCAAUUGAUUUACAUUGUCAUGGAUUAUGGUUUGCUAAAACAUGUAUACCUUAUAUAAAUAUUGGUCAUUGUUUAAUAACAUCUAAUGGACAAAUAAUUAGAUUAAAACUUUUUUCUAAUCAAGAUAAUUUUAUACGUUCACUACGAAUGACUGAUGAUAAUAAAUGGUUAUUAAUUGGUAGACAAUAUGCAUUAGAACUUUAUUCAUUAUCAAAGUGA